ACCAUGAUCUAAGUGGGGAAGAAAAGAAAUCCCACCGUCGUGGGACCCUAGCCUUUAGCGCCGGGCAGGGUACGAAAUCCCACGUUCCCUGACUCGCAUGCGGAAUAGAACAAAUGCAAUUGAUCAUUAAUGUUGAUUAGAAGGGAGAACAGAGAACUGCGGUUCGGCCGAAAAGGGAGGGAUAUGAUCCAGAAUAACGGGAACAGAGUAUUUUACAUUGUCCCAAUAACUAUAAUCUUGUUGGGGGGUCCUCCGACAUCGCCUUAUUGUACUAUCUCUCGCCCCAACGAAGGCUUCGUCCAGCGUACCGGGGUAAUCUCGACUUUGUCGACGCAAAAAAGCUGCGACGGGCUCAAGCGCAAUCGCAGAACGGCAGAAAUCAGAAUUGAAAAUUCACACCAAGAGACUAAGAGAGGGUCACCAGGGCCCCUAGCAUCACUGACAAUUGGAGAGAGGGCUGGCACUAAGCUUGCAGGAACUAGCACUCGCCUAUCCGACGUGGUGGGAUGCUCCCUCCGUCCCUCGAUGGGAUACUCACCCGACCGCUGCAGCGAGUCAGCGAGCCAGUGGAGUGAAACUGAGGAAUACUUAACCUGGGUAAUAACAAUAGUACCUUGGCUUGUACGGAAUACCAGUACGGCAGCUAUCGAGGUCAGAAAAGGAAAAUGACCAGGUAGGUACCAUGUCAAAAGUCGGGGCCUCAGGGGACAUCAUGAUGAUUCCGGAUCCCCCGGAAGGUCGAUGGAAGGGAACGCAUGAACUGUUGGU
Molecule: messenger RNA, 768 nt
Organism: Eremomyces bilateralis CBS 781.70
Lineage: Eukaryota; Fungi; Ascomycota; Dothideomycetes; Eremomycetales; Eremomycetaceae
Exons: 3
Coding region: 130-669 (179 amino acids)
Source: RefSeq, a predicted model, not a curated record